This is a messenger RNA of Vanrija pseudolonga, 2473 nucleotides long. RefSeq names its product Exocyst complex component 6B (gene Exoc6b). The record is from RefSeq and is a predicted model, not a curated record. NCBI's taxonomy places the organism in Eukaryota, Fungi, Basidiomycota, Tremellomycetes, Trichosporonales, Trichosporonaceae. The transcript has 13 exons. Gene Ontology annotation, biological process: exocytosis; intracellular protein transport; Golgi to plasma membrane transport. Bases 81 to 2426 code for a protein of 781 amino acids. Gene Ontology annotation, cellular component: exocyst; membrane.
ACGCGACCAGUCACUUUGUCUGCCUUGCAUUCACACCAGAGGCCAAGCUCCAUGCGCGACACGGAGCCAGAGUCUUCAAGAUGAUCAGAAAGCCAAGACCAACUUUCACCAACGCCGAGCUCGAGCUGCAGCUCCAACAGAUAUCACUCGACGAGACGUCAUCCACCGUGGAGAAUUUGGAAUCCCUGACGCCCCUCAUCAAGUCGAUACAGGAAUCAGAAAGCGAGCAGCUCUACCUCCGCAGCCUCGACCGCUUUGUCGAGGAGAAGGAGAGUGAGAUCGAGAAGAUAUGCGAGACCAACUACGAGGACUUUGUGUCGUCGGUCUUGACAUUGUCAAGUGUCCAGCAGGGAACGGGCCACCUCAGGAAACGCAUCGCGGAGCUGGACGGACAGAUGGGCGAUGUCGGCCGGGCACUCGGCGAGAAGAAACGUGCCCUGCUAGAGCAGAAGAAGGUGGCGAGGAAUAUGGACGACGCGGUGGAGACGCUGCAGACGGGGCUGCGCCUGCUCGAUCUCGUCCAUAGGGUCGAAGACCUUAUCCGGCAACGCAAGUACUGGGGCGCCUUGAGGAUGCUAGAAGACCUCAGCCAUUUACCGCCCCCGUCGAUCAGUCAGACGCCAUUCUAUCUCCACCUAGUGUCGUCCCUGCCGUCGCUGCGCAUCUCAAUCAAGGACGCGGUGACUGCGACGACCAAGUCGUGGCUGUUUGAUAUUCGGGAAUCGAACUCUCUUGUCGGCAAGCUUGCUCUUGAAAACAUGACGGCACGAAUCAAGCGCUGGCGAACAAAGCGCGAAAAAGAUGGCGGUGUGCGCCUCGCUCGUAUUGGCGGUGCCCUGGAACUGGUUAGCAACGAGCGGAUAGAGUUUGAUCCCCAGGACAACAAUCAAAUAAGUAUCGACUUCCGCCCGUUGUACCAGUGCAUUCAUAUCUACGAGGCACUGGACUGCAAAGCCGAGCUCCAGAGGAACUACCAGGAGGACCGCAAGAAGCAGGCGACUCUUAUUCUCGACUCGCGUGCCACAACCACGGCAGAGACGUUACUCAACACUCUCCCCGACUUAAUGCAGGAGCUCGUGGGCUUCUUCAUCAUUGAAGCACAUGUUCUCCGGACGGUCGCCGACUUCCGAUCGCAGCGCGAUGUCGACGACCUCUGGGACGACAUGUGCGGGCGGAUCAUUGACAUUGUCGGCAGAGGGCUCAAGGACUGUGGCGAUCUCAAUGUCUUCUUAGAGAGCAAGUCGAACAUCCUCCUCUUUGUUCAGACUCUCGAGGGGCAUGGUUAUGAUACAACAGAGCUUAAUGGCCUCCUGAUUACCCUCUUCGAGCGCUACUCGGAGCUGUUGCUGCGCAAGUUCAGCACAGAGUUUGACGAGAUUGUUUCCGAGGACGACAACUUGCCGAUGGUCGUCAAUGACCAGUCCGAGUUUGACAAGGUGGCGGGCGUGUGCUGGCUCGCAACCGGUGAAGCCGAGUCUCUUGCACUCCAAAACUUCCCACAGCCCAUGCCGUUCUCUCAGACAUAUCCCAUGUGCUGCAUCAACAUCCGCAACUUUGUGGAGCAGUUCUACAAGUUUGCGGACGGCGUGACGCAGCACCAUCUUGAUAUCGACGAGGUUCUCCGCAGGUCACUUGACAGCCUCCUCAUCGACCACGUCAGCAAGCAGAUCGCUUCGCGUGUCAACGUGAUGAGCAAUCUGUCCCAGAUUGCCCAGGUUGCUGUCAACCUCGAGCACUUUGCUGUCGCUUGUGACGAUCUCGAGAUCUUACUCAUGGGACUACGAGCGUCACAGCGCGGUGGACCGAUCAAGCUAGAGUCGGCCAAGUCGUUUGCUGAAACGCUGGAGCUUGCGCAGAGCAGAAUCGAUGCCGUCAUCGCCUCCAAGCUCGAGUCCUUCUUCGAGCUCGCAGAGUACCACUGGAUGCCGAACCGCCCCCCACCCGCGAAUGUCGAGCCGAGCACAUACGUGUUCGAGAUGAUCACCUUCCUAACCGCUUAUGUCGACUCGGUGCUGAUCGGCCUGGGAGACGAGACCAAAACGAGAGCAUACCAGAGUGCCUUGUCACGCAUCAACCAGUGGUUCAUGGAGACGCUGUGUGGUAAGGACGUCCCACGAUUCAAUGAGUUCGCUCUUGAGUACGUGUUGGCCGACGUUGCCUUCAUCGAGACGGAGAUCCAGAGACUCGGCCGGCCCGGCCUGGAUCGGCUGUUUGACGAGGUCAAGCUUACGAUCAACAUUAUCAAGAGCGACGCAGUCAACGCGUUUAUGGAGCCGGCCAUUCGGCAGCUCUCAUACGCUGUUGUGCGGCCUGCCCGGCUAUCGGCCAUUCUAUCCAAGCUAGCCAAGGGGGCUCAGGUGGCUGGUGCCACUGCCAAGGCGGAGCGCCGUCGGGUGGAAGCGGAGUCGGUUUCAAGGCUGCGUUAAGACGAGUGACUUGUCUGUCCGCAGCAAGCAGCUACGUACUGCAGGUG